CCUCUUCAUUUUGAUUCAUUUCUUCUACGGUCAUUUUCUGCAUUUUCUCCGAGCCAUUCCAAUUCCAUCUUUCCCCCCCUUCUAUCGAAAGCCAGGACUGCUUCAGGCUCUCUCUCACUCCCCCCUCCCUCUCACACUCUCCCCUCCCGCUGUCCUCUCUCAGAGGCACACACAUUGCAGUCUCUCUCUCGAUCACACACACACAGGUUCGCUGCAGCGAAAUCCACAAAUCACAGACUAGUACAGCACAGGACGGCAGGGGAAAAUAACGUCAAAACAAGCCAUUGAUUGAGUUGUGAAAAAGCGCGUCGACCACAGAGGUGAACCCUGCAAUCGUUAUAGGUCAUUGACAUCUAUGGUUGAGAGCCUUCUACUUCUACAGCACCGCUCCUUUCCCUGGGCUGAAGGACUAACACAAAACAGGCAGCGUGACGGAAGGAACCAGAGAGUGAGAAAGCAUCAUUAACCUUCCCACAGAGUGGGGAAACUGAACUGCCUAUUUAGGAGGAGAAAGGGGGUUAGAGAGGAGGGGGGGGGGGGGUUUGGACGUUUGAGAGGGCGAAAGGCUGUUCAACACGGAGAUAACACAGGCUUGGGGAUGUUCUAGAGCCUCGCUGCUUCGGCAAAGGACCGAUGCACAGCCAGAGGAAGAGGGGUCUGAAUACCAAUAACUACAGCGUAAACAGAAGACUGGAUACUGUCCUGGGAGAAGACUGAAGACUGCAAUUAGUGAAUAGAUAAGAGACAGGAGGAUAAAUGCUGUGAAGCAGAAUGAAAUGUUUCACACAUUUCAAAUCUGUUGUUGAUCUAGAAAACAUAAGCUUGUUGUCUCUGAAAACCUCCGGGCUCAUGCUUGAAAAACUAAAUCGGAUUAUUUUGAUUCACGCUCCAGUUAUCAGAACGAAUCAAUGGAUGUGGCAUCCUGAACAGCAUAAGCAGCAAAACUUCUGUGAAUAACCAGCACAACAAUGCCUAAAUCCAACCCACAAAUACUACACCCAUACCUGGCACCACACCACUCAAAAUCCUAUUGGAAGCCUUCAAAGCAACGCUCCUCUCUAAAAGGGGUCCACCCAGACAGAACCGUACCCCCUCCUAAACUCAAGCCAAAGGUGACCAGAGCUUCCCUGAGACCCCCUGCCUGCCCUCUGACCCCACAAAUUGUAGUCUGGCUGGCCGUGGUGAUCGGCUCCUGUGUCUUCCCUGUGCUACUUGGCCCAGGCGUGUCCGCUGGAGAGACCUGGGGCAUGGUCUCCAUCUGUCCCUUCCACUGUGUGUGCCGAAACCUCUCAGAGUCUCUGAGCACGCUCUGCGUCAACAAGGGCCUGCUGUUCGUCCCUCCUGACAUUGACCGGCGCACCGUGGAGCUCCGUCUGGCAGAUAACUUCAUCCUGGAGGUGGGCAGGGUGGACUUUGCCAACAUGUCAGGCCUGGUGGAACUGACUCUGUCCAGGAACACCAUCCACACCCUGCGGCCCCUGUCCUUCGCUGACCUGGAGAGCCUGCGCUCACUCCACCUGGACACCAACCGGCUGACCAUAGUGGGGCCAAGAGACCUGUCCGGCCUGACCAACCUACAGCACCUCAUCAUCAACAACAACCAGCUGACCGACGUCUCCGGCGAGGCCUUCGAUGACUUCCUGCAGACGCUGGAGGAUCUGGACCUGUCCUACAACAACCUGAGGAAGGUCCCCUGGGAGGCCAUCCAGAACAUGGCCAGUCUGCACACCCUCAACCUGGACCACAACCUCAUAGACCAGAUCGCUGAGGGCUCCUUCGGCGAACUCUACAAGCUGGCCCGCCUGGAUAUGACGUCCAACCGGCUGCAGACGCUGCCCCCCGACCCCUUGUUCUCCCGCUCCCAGACGGGCGUGGUCAGCCCCACGCCCUACAGCGCUGUCAUCAGCCUGAGCUUCGGGGGGAACCCCCUGCACUGUAACUGUGAGCUGCUGUGGCUGAGGCGGCUGAUCCGCGGCGACGACAUGGAGACGUGUGCCACCCCCGUUCAGCUGGCCGGACGCUACUUCUGGUCCAUCCCAGAGGAGGAGUUCACCUGCGAGCCUCCGCUCAUCACGCGCCACUCCAACAAGCUGUGGGUGCUGGAGGGCCAGAGGGCCACGCUGAGGUGCCGUGCCAUCGGUGACCCCGAGCCCAUCAUUCACUGGAUCUCCCCUGACGACCGCAUCGUGGCCAACUCCAGCCGCGUGUACUCCUACUACAAUGGCACCCUGGACGUGCUGGUGACGCGGGCGCGUGACGACGGGGCUUACACCUGCAUCGCCAUCAACGCUGCCGGGGAGGCUACAGCCCUGAUAGACCUCAAGAUCAUCCCCCUCCCUCACCGCGGCAACAACACUGUCCCCCUCACCAACUCUCGUGGAGACCCAGGCUCCUCAGACAUUUCCAGUGGGAGAACAGGAGGGUCUGGAAGGAACGGGAAGGGUGGUGGUGGUUCUGUAAAGAACGCCACAGGAGAGGGGGAGAGCGGAGAGAGGGGGGAUGGAGAAGCCAGUACCAGUGAGCGUUUGGUGGGGGUCCUGGGGGUGACCGCCACCUCUGCCCAGGUUCGCUGGGUCCUGGGCCGUGCCACUGGGCCGUACCUGGUGUGGAUGUACCAGAUCCAGUACAACUGCACUGCAGACGACGCCCUGGUGUACAGAAUUCUGCCGCCUACAAGCAACUCUUUCCUGCUGAAGAACCUGGUGUCUGGAGCAGACUACAGCCUGUGUGUCCUGGCCAUCUUUGACGAUGGGGUGUCCACCCUGGCCACCACCAAGGUCCUAGGCUGCACCCAGUUCAGCACCAAGGAGGACUUCCCAGAGUGCCGAUCCCUGCAGGCCCACUUCCUGGGCGGCACCCUGACGGUCAUGGUGGGCGGGGUCAUCGUGGUAACACUGCUGGUGUUCACCGUGGCGAUGAUGGUAAGGCACCGUGUCUGUGGAGACUGCCGAGACGAGGGCCACUACCCUGCUCAUCACCAUGACGACUUCCUGCCCUCCAAGGAAGGAGUGGAUGUUUACGCUCAGACCAACGGAAACGGGAGCGUGAUGAUGGUGGCUCUGCCCAACAACAUUCUUGGCCAACAGGCUAAGCCGCUGCCGUUGAAAACCAAACCCCAAGCCAAGAACAAGCCCGGGAAACUGCCCAAGCCAAAGCUUGACUCAGAUCAGCUCAGUGGGGAGGGAAAGGGUGAGAAGCCAGGCCUGGAGGUGGCCGUCAGGGGGAAAGGAUUCCCCCCUUUCACCCUUGAGAGUGAGAGAGUGACACUGUACUACUCCCCUGCCAACACCUCCCAGACCUUACCCCAUCCCCGAGCUCACAAGGCCCCGAGACACUCAGGCAAGCUCAAGCUGCGCCGCUCUGAGGAGAAGGAGAGAGACUUGGACAAAAUGGUGGGCUCCAUAUGCAGCCUAGGCUCUGAGGCCCAGGGAGAGGAGUCGGAGCGCGUGAAGGACUCGAGAGGAGAUCGCCCGCCACUAGGGCCGACACGCAGCUGCUCCUUUGACGUGGGCGAGAUCACCACGACAACCUGCUACGGAUAUGCAAAGCGACUAAGUGUGAUAUGGACCAGGAGGAGCCAGUCGGUGCAGGGCAUGCUGGUCCAGUGUGCCUCAACAGCCAGUUCAGCGAGCAGCACAGGCAGCGACCACACGCCUGCCCUCACACAUGGCUACCUGCACGCCUACAACACCUCCACCUCCAACUCUAAGUCCAGUGACGCUGACAACAUCGGAGACCUGGAAGAGAGUGUUUUAUAGGGUGAAGAUGACAGAGGGACAAAAAGGAACAAAACAAAGACUGAAAUGGAUAAAUUGACAGUGGACAGGUGGACGUAAAAGCCAUUUGGCUUAAAAAAGACAAGAAACUAUGAACGCACACAGUGCAUUGCACAAGGAACAUAACACAUGGUGAAGGAGCUAAUACCACGUAUGGUGUGGACAGAUGGGAGUGACAACUAUUGUGAAAGAAAAUAAGGUAUAAUGAUGUCUGCUGGUCUAAAGCUGUAAGAUACCGACUACCCAAACGCAUGGGGAUUACAACCUGAGACUUGUUUCAACAAGAUAUCUUAAACAAUUAAUGAAUUACUACAGUAAAUAAAUCAACCACCAGUCCACAGCAGCGUCUCGACUUUGAAUGCCAAACCGCCGAGGAAAUCAGGCCUCAAACUGGUACACGAGACAACUGUGAUAAUCAGAUGCCAGUCAAUUAUCAUGUUUGUUUGCAAAGAGCAGGAAGCAGCCUAUCUGCAAACACAGAGGUGUUUGUUUAGCUGAGAGAGGGAGCGAGAGAGAUGGGGAGAAUAAGGGGUAGAGACACUGGCUGGGGGGAGCAGAAGCGAUGCCUGGCGUCAGGGAGGAGCUCGGAGAUAACGCAGUAGACAGGGAGUUGGUUCAUGCUACGUCUAUUGACGCCAUCUGUCAUGUACUUUUCUGUUUUAUACAUUCAUAGCCGCAAAAGCCCCGUCGAGCUCAAUUAGCAUGAGCUGUGUGAUUGAGUGGCCGAUACACACAUUCACACAUAAGUGAGACGACAAGGAGAUAGUGUGAGAGAAGUGUGCGCAUCCAUUUCCUCUUUUCUUGCCAGAGGCAAACUGCUGACCUGUUUCAGCCAAUUAAAAAAAAUGCUGAUUGGAGAAUUCACACAAACACAAUGUGAACUCUGCCCAGCGGUGCUGCAACUACUGACCCGCGGUUCUACAACCAACCAUUGUUCACAUCGUAGAGCCCAGAUAUGUCAUGUUCUGCUGACAAGUCCAGUUAAUAUCUGGGCCCAUAUACACAAAGCCUCUCAGAGUAGGAGUGUUGAUCUAGGAUCAGUUUGGCCUUCUAGCUCAUAAUAAAUACAGUUAUAUGGACAGCUGGGUACCUGAUCCUAGAUCAGCACUUGUAAUCUGAGACGCUUUGUGGACAACGGGCCCAGAUUGGCAGAUCUUGGUGGUUAUUUUAGAAACUACUAUAACAUCUUCCCAGUUAAACAGGACCAGCUUGGGUAAAGCUAGAGUGUUCUAAGAUGUAGAUACAAUUGUGCCGUUAAGUUCAGGACGAGUUCAACAUCUCGGAAAUAGCGCAGACAUCCCCAAUAGGCUGGAUAAGAAAGUAAAGCAGUUAUUUUAAGUAGUCAUUAUAUCCUUUAGUGUCGUACGAUCCAAGUCAUUCACCCCGGCAGGCCGUUUUCUAUCCCUGCAUAUAAAACCCCUGCUGUGAGCAUUAGUCGACCGAUAUAGCCCUCUGUAGUGCGGGCAACCUUUAUUUUUUUCAUCCAAAGAAAGUUUUUUUCAAUUCAGUCAAGCUUGUUUUAUUCCAACGUUUGUAAACAACGCAAAUGUAAAUAAACACUGUAUAGCUUCAACAUGGUUCAAAAUAUUACUUUGAUAUAAUUGAUGGUCAGUCCUUACACGCCUUGUUCUUUUUGUCAUUACAACUGUACCGAUAGCAGCACAAACAGGCUUCAGCGUAUCCAUGUCUGGACACCAACGCCGCCCUACCUUGACGAGCUAAACACCUUUUUUCUCUCACGCUUUGGGCAUUACGACUGAGCUGCGUUGGUGGGACGAUGUUAAGGGUAGCUGCAAUUUCUUCAUCGACGGGCAAAAAAAUAAUAAUUGUAAUCUGCCCCCCCCCCCCCCUCAAACGUCUUCCCGAGGCGUCGCCUGUGAGACAGCCAGACGGAAAACCAUUUUAAGUGACAGCAUUGACUUUUUCCAUCUCAGAUGUAGAGCCAAGGUGUUUUCUAUUCACAACUGGAGACUUGAGCAGAAAAACACGGUAAUUCAACAGGACAGACGAGCAUUCUUACUCUCCCAUUUGAAUUGAAAAUAUAUACUCUGCCACGCUGAAGCACCUCUACCCCAGCCACACCCUAUGAUCAGAGGAGACAAGUGUGUGGGUGGAUGUCUGUUUGCGAGAGAAAGUGGUUGAGAGACUGACACUCAUUCCACAUAAAACCACCAAUAUGAAUUUCAAAAUCUUAAAAGAGGCACCUUCAUCCACCACAAUCAGUCUACUUUUCUUUUUUUACGUGAAAUGACCAUUUCGACAAGCUAGGCUUCGUCACAAUAUAAAGACAGAACUCGAACAGUACUCUGGAUGUUUUGUGGUUGGUUCCUUGAGGGAAUCACAACCCUCCUAAAAGAACAUGCUGUGGAAAUCAGUAGCAGAUGCAAAUUGGGAAAUUAAUGUAGCCGUACAAUUCAGUACAAUUCUAUUUGUGUGCGAGAGACAAAUGUGCGAGACAGGUACAGAGGGAGGGAGAGAGCGAGGGGGAGAGAGAAUGAGCGUUGGAGGGCUUGAGUAUUAUUCAUGCAAAUGACUCAUGUACAUGCAUGUUUAAGUGGUCAGUAACAGACUGCUGCAUACAUCAUUAAAAUCCUUGUUUAUCUGCUA
Molecule: messenger RNA, 6383 nt
Organism: Salmo salar (Atlantic salmon)
Lineage: Eukaryota; Metazoa; Chordata; Actinopteri; Salmoniformes; Salmonidae
Product: leucine-rich repeat and fibronectin type-III domain-containing protein 4
Molecular function (GO): protein binding
Source: RefSeq, a predicted model, not a curated record